Myzus persicae (green peach aphid) is the source of this 1047-nucleotide messenger RNA. RefSeq lists its product as uncharacterized. Lineage: Eukaryota; Metazoa; Arthropoda; Insecta; Hemiptera; Aphididae. The record is from RefSeq and is a predicted model, not a curated record. The transcript has 7 exons. Bases 1 to 1047 code for a protein of 348 amino acids.
AUGAACAAAAACGUGAUCAACUAUACAGACUGCUGCAGUAAACUGGAAAAAAUUGCUUCAAAACGAAGAAUUUAUGGAUCCGAGUCGGCUCUCAGGUUGAACAAAAAAGACUCCAAAUUUGACGUGCUUAAUGAAACGUGUCUUAUCAAAGAUGCAAAAAACAAAAUGAAAAAAAUGCCGUUUAUUUGUGCCAGUAGUGCUAGCAAAAGUUAUAAUAUGGCUGUGAAUAUACAAACAACUUUAUCCAUGAUAAAGCAAUUCCCCGGUCAAAGUUAUGAUGAUCUGGACAGUUCAAUAAAUUCAUCUACUAACUUUAUCGUAGAAACGAAAUUGAACAAAAACAGCGGAACGAGCUUAGUAUCACAGCAAUACUCAGAUGUGCAAAUUUGCCCAGCUAUAUCGGAAGACAAAUUUAUAAGCCAAGAGGACGAAGGUCUAAACCCGUGGGCAGUGAAACAAACCGAUGCUUUUACAAAUCAUUCUGAGUGUGGUCUACAAAAAAAUUCUUGUUCCUGUCCAAAUCGGUUCAUGGAAAGUUACCAUAAAGUAAUGGCUCCUUUUAUGAAGCAUUUGAAACGCAAACAAAAAUCAAUAGAAUCUCCUCAAAACCAUUACACUAAAGCAAAAGUCGUACAGUAUUAUGAAUUAUUGUCCAAGCAUAUGCAAGCUCUGAAACUAACUAUAGUCACAAUGAAUAAUGAAUUUCUAACACUAACUGAAAGAUACAACAAACUCUACGAUCAAUAUAUUCGGGAUCAAAACGAAAACCUCAUACCGUUAUUACUUGAUACUGAAGACCAACUUAACGCAUUAAAAUCAAAAGUUGAAGAGGCUGUUGAUGUAUACAAAGAAGCAGCUUCUAUGAACACGGAAGAAGAAUCGAAUUCGUCUUCGAAUCUUUUGGCAGAUAUACAAGCAAAUGAAGAUCCAAGACCUAAGGAAACGACAACUAUACAUUUAUCCAAAGUGUUACGGAGAGUUCAGUGCCUACAAGAAAAGCUCAAGACUGGCCAUUUCCUCCACGGUUGUGGUGACCAGGCAGAAUAA